Cokeromyces recurvatus is the source of this 399-nucleotide messenger RNA. RefSeq lists its product as uncharacterized. The record is from RefSeq and is a predicted model, not a curated record. The transcript has 2 exons. NCBI's taxonomy places the organism in Eukaryota, Fungi, Mucoromycota, Mucoromycetes, Mucorales, Mucoraceae. Bases 1 to 399 code for a protein of 132 amino acids.
AUGGAAGCCUUAGAUGCUGAGAUGGAGGAGAUUGCCACUAACCGUGGGGUUGAGAAGUGGAGCAAAACAGAUAUGGAUUACCUUGAAAACUGUGUUUUUGUCGAUGAAUCAGCCUUCGAUAUCAAUAUGAGACCUCCAGGAGGACGGUCUAUUAAGGGCACACCAGCUAUUGUAAUCACUCCUACCAUCAGAGCAGUAUCAUACACAGUUUUGGGUACAAUCUCGGUGAAGUAUGUCGUGUCAAUGGAGCUUCGAAAUCCUCAGGAACACACAUUCAAAAGGCUAAAAAUCGAUUCUGGUAAUCGCAAAAGAAAAGCACUAUCAAAACCAAAGAAGUCUGUCUCCAAGGGAACUGUCACUGGCCAUUAUAUGAAUUUUAUUCAGAAAACAAUGCAUUAA